Molecule: messenger RNA, 750 nt
Organism: Aspergillus niger
Lineage: Eukaryota; Fungi; Ascomycota; Eurotiomycetes; Eurotiales; Aspergillaceae
Exons: 1
Coding region: 1-750 (249 amino acids)
Source: RefSeq, a predicted model, not a curated record
AUGACGACCUCCAAAGUCCUCGUUCUCAUCACCGGCGCCAACAAAGGCAUCGGCUUCGCCGCGGCACGGCAACUAGCUAGCUCAAGCAAGUUCCAUGUGCUAGUCGGCGCGCGCACGACACCCAAGGCCGAAGCUGCAAUUAAGGAGCUGUCAUCGGAUGCAGUGGACAAAUCAGCUCUCACACCCAUCACCAUCGAUGUGACAGAUGACGCAUCUAUCGCUGCAGCUGCCCAGACCGUAUCGGAAUCAUUCGGACGUCUGGACAUCCUGAUCAACAAUGCGGGCAUUGCGCAGACACCUGCUACUACCCUGCGCGAGCAAUACCGGCAAGUUUUCGAUGUCAACGUGUUUGGCAUCGUGGUUGUCAUGGAUACAUUCCUCCCAUUGCUGCGUGCGUCGACGUUUUCCGAUCGCCGCAUUGUCAAUGUCACGUCCGGACAGGGUCUGAUCAGCAGAGCCGGCCACAAGGAUCACCCGGCUAACGCAAAGACCUAUUUCAUACCUGACUACCGCAGUAGCAAAGCAGCGGUCAAUAUGAUCACCGUCGCUCAUGCGGUAAAGCUGGCUGAGGAGAAAAUCACCGUCAUUGCGGCUGCUCCGGGCUACUGCCGCACCAGUAUCAACGGAGGCCAAGGGGUCAAGGAAGCAAGCGACGGGGCCAGGGUCAUUGUGCGCGCUGCCACCGAAGGAGACCCGGAGAAACUGAAUGGGACGUUCGUCGCUGACGAACAAUGGACCCUUGGUUGGUGA